This is a messenger RNA of Trypanosoma cruzi, 2679 nucleotides long. RefSeq names its product ribonuclease II-like protein, putative. The transcript has a single exon. Gene Ontology annotation, biological process: mRNA catabolic process. Gene Ontology annotation, cellular component: P-body; exosome (RNase complex). Gene Ontology annotation, molecular function: RNA binding; 3'-5'-RNA exonuclease activity. The record is from RefSeq and is a predicted model, not a curated record. The coding region runs from base 1 to 2679 and encodes 892 amino acids. NCBI's taxonomy places the organism in Eukaryota, Euglenozoa, Kinetoplastea, Trypanosomatida, Trypanosomatidae.
AUGGACGAGCCCAAUCUGCCAGCGAGGAACGACGUGGGCGCAUCGGGUCGAACGGGGCCCACGCAUGUCGUCAAGCAGUACUGCCUUGGCAGCAACACCGAGUUGGAAGAAAAGGUGCGGGGCGGAAAAGUUGUUAUUGGACGUCUGCGGAUAUUUUCACGCUUUACAGCAGGUCUGGCCUUCGUCGGGAGCCCCGUGUUUCCCUGUGACGUGGUGGUGAGUAGUGUGGAGAACAGGAAACAGGCGCUGCAUGGGGACAUUGUGGCAGUGGAGCUGCUUUCCGAAGAGAACUGGCCCGCCGUUGCAAACGACGUGGAGGGUGACGCGCAGCUGGACGAUGACGACGAUGACGCUGUCGGGGCAAAAGAAGUGAUGCCCGAAAAACUUCCCGAUGGCCGCUUAAUUACGCGGUGGGUGCAAGACACCACGCGUCGGGAUGACUCUUCGCCAGAGCGUCAGUGGGCAAGAAGAAUGUUGGCGCCCACGGUGCAUGACUGGGGGAACAAGAAGCCUUUUGGUGUGGUGGUGGCGGUUCUUGAGCGUCGUAGCCCGUUAUUUGUUGUGGCACGCCUGUGCGACGAUGCAUUGGCACCUAACGACAUUGUGAAGAGUGAUCGUUACUAUAAAUUUAAAUGCUUUGAUCCUCUUAUGCCCAAUAUCGCCGUCUUUGGACGAGACAUUCCGGUGCCCUUGCAUGCCACACUAAAAAAAACUUUUUUUUUCCUGCGUCUCGUAACACGUGGCGACGGGGAAUUUUUUUGGACCGCCUGGAAGUUCCUGACGGGUAAAAUUGUACGCGUUCUCGGUGGGGUUGAUUCCGUGCGAGCAAAUAGCUUUGCGCUAUGCAACGCUUUUGAGAUUUCCAUGAAUGAUUUUUCAGAUGAAGCGUAUGCCUGUGUGCCCGAGGAGUUUGAGGUACCAGACAAGCAGGUAUUGCUGCAUAUGGGAAGGCGUGAUCUUCGCGAGGAGGAGUUUGUCUGCAGCAUAGAUCCUGCCACCGCGCGGGAUUUGGACGAUGCACUGAGCAUCACCUCCACACCUGGUGGGUAUCGUGUUGGGGUGCACAUUGCGGAUGUCUCUUACUUUGUCUCGGCGGGAUCUCCUUUGGAUGAGGAGGCGCGUGAGCGAUCCACCAGUGUGUACCUGGUGGAGCAGGUGAUCCCCAUGUUGCCGCGCAAGUUGAGUGAAGACUACUGCAGUUUGAAUCCCGGCAGCGAUAAAUUUGCCUUUUCCUGUAUAUUUCAUCUUGACCAUCACGGCAAUGUCAAAUCCGAGUGGUUUGGUCAGAGCGUUAUAAGAAACCGCUGCCGUUUGACGUACGAGGACGCGCAACGGAUUCUUGAUGGUGACAAGACGGUUUUUGAUACACUGGAUUUUGGUGACGAGAAGGAUGUGAGGCACCUUUGCGUUCGUAUUGAAGUUUCAAUUCGAACAUUGUUUGAACUUGCGUCGAAGAUGCGGAGCGCAAGCAUGAACCGUGGCCGCCUGACAAUUGGCAACAUGAAGGUCCGAUACCUUUUUGAGGACAUUGCUAAUCCCACAUUCCCUUAUGGCUUUGGCAUCUCGCGACAGAUUGAGGCCAAUUGGCUGGUAGAAGAGUUUAUGUUACUGGCAAACGCACGUGUUGCGGAGAAGAUUGUGGAGUACAUGCCGGAUCAGGCGUUGCUGCGACGACAUGAACCACCGGAUCGCAAAAAACUCUUGACUCUUAAGGAGGCAUUGAGCUCUGUUGGCCUGGAGCUGAGGGGUGGCUCGAGUAAGUCUCUGCAGGGGUUUCUUGAAAAUACCAAGAAUAGUGACUUUUACGACGAGUUGUGUGUGGUACUGAAGUAUUCGCUAAAACAGGCGGUAUAUUUUGUGAAUGGCUGUGAGGAGACCGAGGCGUACAGGGGCCACUAUGCGUUGGCGUUGCCGUGGUACACACAUUUUACAUCCCCCAUUCGCCGCUACUCUGAUAUCAUUGCCCACCGCCAGCUGCUUUGCGCUCUAGAAAUUGAGUCCAUCGUGAAGGAAAGUAAGGGCGGUCCCAAGGAACGUCGUCACCCCGUGUCACCCGGGAGCAUUGAUGCAAACCAACUCUCCACGAGAAAAUACUUUUAUCCCGUCAGUGAGGUAGAGAGCAUUGUUGAAAAGGCCAAUUUGAAGAAAAUAAAAGCCCGUCAAGUGAGCGAUGCUUCACUUGGGAUAUUCUUUUGUUAUUAUCUCAAGGCUCUUAAGCGAGUUAUGGAUGAGAGCGGCAACACGGGGACGCCCUUCACACCACGUGUACAGGCAGUGCUGGUGCGAGUCGUGGAGAAGAAUAGGAGUUUUACCCUCUUCGCAAAGGAGGUGGCACAGGAGGUGCACAUUAGCUUGAAGGAUAAGGAUCAGCUCUUCAAGCAAGACAAACAAGUGGACGGCACUGCGGAUGGAGCGGAGAAGAAGGAGAAAGAGAAAAAUGAUUACGGUAGGGCAGGAAAUAUGGAAAAAACGUCAAACAAACUGAGCAUUCACUGGGGGACUCAUCCCGUGACAGGGGAGGAAGUGGAGGAGGAGUUAAUACCCAUGAUGUCGGUGACUGCCGUGCUGACCAUCAAGAAACAGAAGGGCUAUGAUGAACUUAACAUGAUAAUUGACCCCCCGUGGGAGAGGGUGAGGAAUGGUGUUGCGCCGAUACCCACAACACUUCUACGUAGUUAA